Helianthus annuus (common sunflower) is the source of this 954-nucleotide messenger RNA. RefSeq names its product U1 small nuclear ribonucleoprotein C. The transcript has 6 exons. Gene Ontology annotation, molecular function: zinc ion binding; pre-mRNA 5'-splice site binding. NCBI's taxonomy places the organism in Eukaryota, Viridiplantae, Streptophyta, Magnoliopsida, Asterales, Asteraceae. The record is from RefSeq and is a predicted model, not a curated record. Gene Ontology annotation, cellular component: U1 snRNP; nucleus. Gene Ontology annotation, biological process: mRNA splicing, via spliceosome; mRNA 5'-splice site recognition; spliceosomal snRNP assembly. Bases 188 to 835 code for a protein of 215 amino acids.
ACAUGCAAUCUGAUAUCAUUAAGGACGAGUUUUGUAAUUUACUCAUAAUAAAGUGAAAGAUCUCUUUCAUCAUCGUCCUCUCCCGCGCAAGCUAGGGUUUUAGCGUACCAUCUCUGAUCUGCACAGAUCACCAACAAUCCUCGUAAAUUUUAGAUUAUAGUCAUACACACGGAUAUUAUACGCCAUCAUGCCUCGGUAUUAUUGUGAUUACUGCGAUACUUACUUGACGCAUGAUUCUCCUUCUGUAAGGAAGCAGCACAAUGCAGGAUAUAAACACAAGGCAAAUGUUCGAAUCUACUAUCAACAAUACGAGGCACAACAAAAUCAAUAUCUGAUUGACCAGAAAGUCAAAGAGCAUCUUGGACAAGCUGCUGCAUAUCAGCAAGUUGGUGCUGCUUACAACCAACUCAGACCUCGUCUUCCUGUUCUACCUACUCCAAUGAUGCCGAUUCCUGGGAAUCCAAUGAUGCAAAUGCCCGGAAUGCGGCCACUCGCCCCGUUGCCAAGACCUAUUACCGGAUAUCCCGGCAUGCCUCCAAUGUUGGCACCACCUGGCGCUCCUUCCAUGCCCGGUCAGGUCAACCCAUCCAUGCCUGGUCAGGUCAACCCAUCCUUACCCGGUCAGGUCAACAACGGUGUGCCAAGGCCUAUAACCAUUAGCGCCCCAAUGAUGGCGCCAGCCGCUCCAGGGAGCUCAGGAACCCUUACUUCAGGUGCACCACCGCCAAUGUAUACACCAGGCAUGUAUCAAGCCAGCCCCACAGCACCAGCACCGACGUCUGGAGGUUUUGAAAGUCCGAAUGGUAGUGCCCAACCUCAGGAAGCUAACCAUUAAUAUGUGUGAAAACACUGGUUUAUGUUUCUUGGUCUACAACUGGGCUUGUAUGAAAUUUAUCACACACACACUAUCGAUUCUAUUUUUCCCUCCAUAUAUUAGGAUUGAUUUUGUAUGUA